Anneissia japonica is the source of this 5727-nucleotide messenger RNA. Its product is annotated as E3 ubiquitin-protein ligase rnf213-alpha-like. The record is from RefSeq and is a predicted model, not a curated record. The transcript has 31 exons. NCBI's taxonomy places the organism in Eukaryota, Metazoa, Echinodermata, Crinoidea, Comatulida, Comatulidae. Bases 1 to 4959 code for a protein of 1652 amino acids. Gene Ontology annotation, molecular function: ubiquitin-protein transferase activity; metal ion binding; ATP hydrolysis activity.
AUGGCUAUUAAUACUAUUUUUUUUCUCUCUGAAGAAUUUUUACAUUUGCUGAAGUGUCUUAUAAUCAAGCUUGUGAAAGAGAAAGACAGCAGAGCACAUGAGGCAUCUCAAUGGUUGACACGAGAGGCACUUGACAUUAAAGAGGUUCAAGAAAGUGGAACAUUUAGACAAGCCUGUUGGCAAUGCUUAACAGCAACUGUAGCCCCAUUCCUGGCUGAAGUGAUCGCCAUCUGUGACAUCAGCAACAAUCUUAGUCUCCUUAAUAGGCAAGAAGCUGACAACGCUUGGCUGCACAAACUUUGGCUGAGCAUCUUUUCAUCUGUAGAUCUGAUUAACAUCAAUUAUGACAUGUGUUUGUCUCCUGUGGAGAAAGUCCAAAGGUCUGAGGUGUUGCUACAAGAGAAAGGAUAUGGUGGCAAGUCAUUCAAGGCUCUCUUUCCAUUCUCGUGGAUUAUAAAGGCAAAAUUAGAUGAUAUUUGGAAAUUUGUUUCGGAAGCCAAAGUUGAAGCAGAGGCAACACCAGGUCAGCAGUUUUUGAAGAAUGUUGAGGAAUCUGAAGUUGGAAUGAAACUCAUGAAAGCCAUCACUAUUGGUGGAGCCCAGAAGGUUGUCCAACUCUACUGCUCAGAUUUCAUCCGAAUGACUUGCAAGAUCUCCCAAGAAGAUGAGCACAAGUUGAUCUGCGACUAUAUAAUAGAUGCAUCCUAUUUAAUUGUACUAGAGCUUGGAGGUCAAGUUGACAGUGUGAACUCAGUUGCUGCUGUACAUUUAGCAUUUAGCAGAUUCCAGGCAAGGUUUGAACAUCUCUCACAGCUUGUUGGUAUCUGCCCAGAUGUCUUGAAUAAAGAACCAGAAGAAAGAUUAGAUACAAAAGAAAUGACUGUUGACGUCACAAGUCUCAGGUAUAUCCUAAAAGAAAGUGAUGGCAAUGGGGGCAAAGAUUUCAAGUCACAAGAAGGACAAAGAAACUGGUUGUACAAGAUCAACACACUGUGUCCUGUAGUACAAAGUAUGAUAGCAUUGUACAAGAAAAAAAAAGACAUUUUUGGACCAAACAGCCAGAUAAUCCUAGAGGAGUGCAGAUGUUUGUGGUCGAGGAUUACUGUGAUGAAGCUGUUCUUUGAGCAUGUCUGCUUGCAAGAUAAAGGAUUUGCUGAUAUUGUUUUACCUAAAUGCAGAGCCCUCUGGCUGACAUUAAAAAAAACAGCGAACUUGAAGUUGAAUACCUCUAUUGAGGGCUUAGUGAAUAUCCUGAACGUAGCUAAUAUGAAAGCUGGCAAAAAGUACUACAAGAGUGGGAUUCAUCACUGUGAAAUGUGUGACGAAGCUAUUACAGAUCCUGUUCUCCUGCCGUGUAAGGAAAAACAUGUUUUUUGUAAGGUGUGCAUUGAGGGAUACUUUCAAACAGAAGGUGCAAAGAGAUGCCCAGAAUGUAGAGAGGAUCUCCCUCUAUCAUUUGAGUGUAAAGAACAGUCUGAAGUCAGUGAGGUUGUUGCCCAGCACAAUGCGUUCCGUCAAUGUUGUAACUCGUUUUUCAUGGAAGUUGUGUCCCAGCUUUGCUUUGCUGAUGGAACCCCACCAAGUGAAGAGGUCAUCAAAAAGUUGCUGGGAUAUGUGACAAUAGAUUCCAAAAAACAGAAGAGACGUGUGACAAGGAAUGUUUCUCCUUUCCCAGAGGACUGUAUCGAUCCAAAUCCUGUUGUCAGAUCUUUUCUACUCCAGCUGUUGCUUCAGUCAAAUUUGGAAACUGUAAAAGAGCAUGUACAAGAGUAUCUGAUGAACUCAAGAGACCUCAUGGAAAGAUCUGAUGAUGAUGUUGUCAGCCUCUGCAGAUUGUUUGUCAACUGUCUAGAAGACACGUACUACUGUGGUUUUCCGCAAGACUGUGAUGCAAAACUCAUCCAAUUACUCCUCGGCGAUGCUCUUGGGAAACUUGAAAAUGCUCACCAUUUUUUCAACGGACAUAAUGCCACUGCAGACCCGUUAAGUGUCGAGUUACUUGAAGCAAUAUCGCAGAGUCGUUUUGCAUUGACAAUGCUCGCUGACAUCAUUCAACGCCAACAAGAUCAACAAUUCUACAGUGCAGUUACUAUCAAGCGUCUUGUUGCUAUGCUGGCAAGGGAAGCUAGAAGAUUCUGUGAGCAGAAUAAACAGGCACAGUUGUAUCUUGUGAAGUACAUCUGCAAGGCUUAUAGCAGAGAUGCUUUAACCCGUCUGAAGGGUGACGAACAGUUUAGCUGGAUCUUACCAGAUGAGUUGAAAGUUCAGGACCAGAACAUCCCAGAUAAUUGUGUCAUUGUUGGCGAGAUGUACAUCAGCAUUCGAGAAGCUAUUGGUCAAUGUAUGGUUGACAAAGAUUUUGAGAAGAUGUUCAAGACUGUGACGGAUGUGAAGGUGCAGGAGAAGGACAAGGAAGUAUGCUUUCUUCUUGCUUUAUUCAGAGAGAUCACAAUGAAUGCCACAACAACUGUAGAAGCCAAAAGAAUAAGUUUGGAGGUGAAAAGAGAAUUUGGAAAAAUUAUCCAAAACAUGCCAUUCCUGAAAAAUAAGGUUGUUGCAGACACAUUGUUACAAAACAGAGGACAAAACCACCAUGUUCUUAAGGUCACUCCUGGAUUACACCUUCAAGACUACAGCAUCCAGGCAGCUGUGACCCAUCUUCAGAUUGUUUUGAAUGUAGUUGAACGGGAAUCGUUGACCCAGUGUCUGGCAAUGUUGAUGAAAUCCCCAACUCAAAUGCAGCAAGCUUAUUUACCAGCAAUGCCACAAGAUGACCGUAUGGAAGCAAGGGCAGCUCUACAUCAAGCGUCAAGAGAUCAGAACUUAACUUGGUACCAAUGUCCAAGUGGUCAUCUAUACACCGUAGGAGAUUGCGGCAAACCAUAUACAACAGGACGAUGUCCGGAGUGCAAUGCGCAGAUUGGAGGAGAACAACAUCGAGCUCAUUCUGGGAACACGGAAGCAAAAAUGGUUGAUACAACGUCCACUGGUCAUGUGCUUGGAAACCCACAGAUUCGACAGGGCAACCAGAUUGUGUGUGAACGAACAAUGAACUGCAUGGCAACUGCUGUUGUCCGGUUCUUGUUGCAUGCUAGCAUGCUGCUAGGAACAGAAUGCCAACAGGGACCACAGCCAAUUAUCAAUAUCAUUAAACCAGCUCCACUUAAUGUGCUUGAGUUUCUAUGGCAACAUCUACAUAAUGAUGUAAGGUUGUUGUCAAUAGCAACAGGCAAGAACAGGGAUGAUUGCAUCUUCAUCCUUCACAAAGUUAUUGAUAACAUUUUGCACAAAAGAGUCCCAGCACACCUUCAAUCUGGCUUUCAACAACUGUUGCCAUCGAAGCAAUGUCGAAAAGUAUGGGAAGAAAAAUUUACAGCUGUGUACAUCACACCUCUGCUCCAGGGACUAAAUGAAAUGAUCGACCGAUCAAAUCAGACUCUAGUCUCUGACAAACGUCUCAGCGAUGAUCCUCUAAUGCGACUGCUGCACACAUCAAAUGUUGUGAAGCCUGAGGACCUUGGUAAGCUGGUGGAGACAUCGCACGUCUGGCAGUACCGUAGUCGUAUCACCAUUCAGUGCAUCCAUCAAGCUUUGGCAAAUGAAGAAGAUGGCGCUUCACUGCAAGUCCUCAGACUGUUUAUGGAAAAGGAAAAGCAUCUUAGAGUUGUGCGACAUUUGCCUGACAUUAUACGACUUCAACGUCUCCUAAUCAACAAAUACAACAGGCACAUUGAUUCGGCUGAAGCUAUCAACUUGAACAUUUCAAGAUUUUUGGAUCAAUUAUAUGUAACAGAGAGAGAAGAGUUUAAGAGAUUGAUUGACACAUUUAUUGAUGUUUGGAAUUCUGUCAAACUAGAUGUCGCAUCGACAGUGAAGUUGCCUAUCCCAAAAGAGUGCUGUUCAGAGGUCAUGUCAUAUGAGAGUAACAUAGCGAUGUUGCUACCAACGAGGCGAGACUCUGGUCUGUGUGCUACUGGUCUUGUUGACUUCCUCAUCUUUACACAAAAUGAAUUUCUGGAGAGAUACCAUAGUAUCAAACAUUUACAGAUGAGCAAAGUCAAAGUUGAUCCAUCUGACCUGCUUAUGUCACACCUGAUUGCAUAUGAUCCAGACCGUGACCUGCUUCCACUGAUUCUAUCCCAGUGCCAAUACAUUGUAAGACCAAUGGCGGAAAAUAAAAUUGAAUACAACCUGCAAGGUUUAGAGCUGCAACUCAUUGAGAGGUUCGUCAGGGGGCGUGCAUCUAUUGAUCGCAAAUUUGAUCAAUUAUUUUUCCGACAAGACGUCAGGAAUGCCUCUAUAUUUGAAAAUCUGAGAGACAAGAUACCGCAGGUUGAGUUGCCGACAGCUGUGCAAAGUAGUAUUGUAGCGGACCUUAAAUCCUUCCAAGAUCUUUGCAAAUCUUUAGCAUCACUCGAUAUCGCUAUUGGAUUCUUGGCAAACUACAAGGCAGAGGGAGACAUGCUGAUAAAGAAAUACUUGCAAGAUAAACUAGCCAUGCCAUUGGAGAAAGGACUUUGUAGCUCAACAGCAUCACAGCAAUGUCGUCUGAAGCAUGUUUUGGCACUCUGGCAAGUUCUUGCAGUAGAGAAAGCUCUUCGACUUGCCAAUGAUGCACGGGAUCCAUUUGAUGGAAUUGGAGAAGAAUAUCGAGAGGAGUUGGACCAAGAGCAAAAGAAAGAUCUUACUGCAAAUUUACGAUUCAUCAAAGUGGACCUACUUUGUGCAGAGCUUUAUGAGUAUAUUGUACUGAAUCUUGGACGCCAAUCUACCAACACAGAGGAAGAAAGGACAAAGUGGCCGAUAUCCUACACACUGGAUGCACAUUGUACAAGUAAAAAUGAAAAUAGUGAGAUUCCUGGUCUGGAACAGUUCCCAGACACGCUAUUAUUAAGUCAAGCUGUCGAAACUUGGAAGGCCAUUGCACAGUUUCACUGCAGACAGUCUGUGCAAGGCUAAUCUUGUACCAAUGCAGAACAGAAGACAACUCACACUAAGUCACACAUCAUAUUAACUCACAUACCAACUUUAUCUUAAUGAAUAAAAAUACUGUAUAUGAUCUUCUUCUUGUUUAAUUCAGUUAAACAUUUUAGAUAAAACACUAAAAGUUAAAAUAAUGUAGAUACGCAAUGGUUUCAUUAAUGGUAAUGAUGCAAAAAUAAAUGCAGUUUUUAGAUUGCUUACGAUUAGGUUAUUUAAUAUAAUUUCAUUGUACCAACAUACAGUAUUUCAAAUUUCAGAACUAUUUUUUCAAUUUUUAGUUUUGCUUUAAAAUACAAUUCUUCAAAAAAAUGAUUUAUCAGUAGAGCUGGUAGAGGGUGCCAUGUCACAAAAAACACCUAGAUUCAGUGCUUGAUGAAGAAUUUAAAUUUAGCAUGUAUGUGUUAAAAAAAGAAUUGGACUAAUCAGUGAUUGUAAUGGAUAAGUGGUCUUCAUAGAUUUCAAGUAACAUUCCUGAACAUGCAGGAUAUAAUGUAUUAUAAUUCUAAUUCAUCGUAUUAUUUUAUUAUCAAAAAUAUAAUAUAACAAUUGACAUUUGUUAAUAUUUUUUCUGGACAAAAGAAAUGUUGCAAAACUCAUAUUAUUUUAAAACCUUGAUGUCUAUCAGUGUAAAUAUGAGAAAAUGCUUCAAGGCUUAGUCGCCUUGAAAAUUACUUAGUUUUUAUUUUAGUACUUAACUGAGGUUUAAUGCAUUACUUUGUUCAUUAUUUUUAAAAUGCCAAAUAC